Messenger RNA from Emiliania huxleyi CCMP1516, 585 nucleotides. RefSeq lists its product as hypothetical. The coding region runs from base 1 to 585 and encodes 194 amino acids. NCBI's taxonomy places the organism in Eukaryota, Haptophyta, Isochrysidales, Noelaerhabdaceae. The record is from RefSeq and is a predicted model, not a curated record. Gene Ontology annotation, biological process: translation; positive regulation of translational fidelity. The transcript has 3 exons. Gene Ontology annotation, molecular function: structural constituent of ribosome; rRNA binding. Gene Ontology annotation, cellular component: cytosolic small ribosomal subunit.
AUGCCGCACGCCAGCUUCCUGCGCAACCAUGGCAAGACGGCGCGCACGCCGCGCCGCCCCUUCGAGAAGCAGCGCCUCGACAUCGAGAUGAAGCUGAUCGGCGAGUUUGGCCUCAAGAACAAGCGCGAGGUCUGGCGCACGCAGCUGACGCUCGCCCGCAUCCGCAAGGCGGCCCGGGUGCUGCUCACCUUGGAGGACAAGGACCCGAAGCGGCUGUUCGAGGGCAACGCCCUGCUGCGCCGCCUCGUGCGCCUGGGCGUGCUCGACGAGUCCAAGGCGCAGCUCGAUUAUGUGCUCGCGCUGAAACCCGCGGACUUUAUGGAGCGCCGGCUGCAGACACAGGUCUUCAAGCUUGGCCUCGCCAAGUCGAUCCACCACGCGCGCGUGCUCAUCCGGCAGCGGCACAUCCGCGUCGGAAAGCAGAUUGUCAACAUUCCGUCCUUCAUGGUUCGCACCGAGUCGCAGAAGCACAUCGACUUCUCGAUCACCUCGCCCUUCGGCGGCGGCCGGCCGGGCCGCAACAAGCGGAAGGCCAUCGCGGCCAAGGGCGGCGGCGGCGGCGACGAGGAGGAGGACAUGGAGUAG